AGACUGCCAUUGGGCCCAUAGUGGCUCAGGCGCUAGAGAAGGGCAGGGAGUGGGAAGACGUGAAGCUGCAGGGGGGGGUGAGUUGCUCAUCCUUGUGACCCAGAAUAUCUCCCCCUCCCUGUAAUGAUGAGCUUGCUUUUCCAUAAGGGCUUUCCUUUGAUUCAGAGAAGGGGCCAACCAAUGAGAGAGGGGCAUGCUAGAUUAUUUUGGGGAAGGGCUCAUGCCAGGAGGGUUCACUUUUACUAGACGCCAAGUAGCCCCAGCAACCAGUGUCUCCUGUACCAGCAGCAGCUCCGGAGCUCUCAGCCACUCGCCUGCCUCUGCCGCGCCUCUGCCCACUGCACAGCCAUGAGAAGGCAGCUCCGGUCCAGGAGGGCUCCGACCUUGCCUUACGGUUAUCGCUACAGACUUGAUGAUCAGGAUGAAGUGAACCAGAACUACUUAGCAGAUGAAGAGGAAGAAGCAGAAGAGGAGGCUAGGGUGAUGGUGGUACCUGAUUUGGAGGAGGAGGAGGAAGAAGAGGAGGAGAAAGAAGAGGAUGAAAAGGAGGAGGAAGAGAGUCACAGUCAGGAAACCGACAGUGCCUGGUGGCGGAAACUGCAGAUUGUGAAUGAAUACCUGUGGGAUCCGGAGAAAAGGACGUCUCUGGCCCGAACAGGUCAGAGUUGGAGCCUGAUCUUAGUCAUUUACUUCUUCUUCUAUGCCUCCCUGGCUGCUGUGAUCACUCUCUGCAUGUACACGCUAUUUCUGACCAUCAGUCCUUACAUGCCGACCUUCACUGAGAGGGUGAAGCCUCCUGGAGUUAUGAUCAGACCCUUCGCCCAUAGCCUUAACUUCAACUUCAACGUUUCUGAACCUGACACUUGGCAGCAUUAUGUGAUUAGUCUAAAUGGGUUUCUCCAGGGUUACAAUGACAGUCUUCAAGAGGAAAUGAAUGUAGACUGUCCCCCCGGCCAGUACUUCAUCCAAGACGGUGAUGAGGAUGAAGACAAGAAGGCCUGCCAAUUUAAGCGCUCCUUCCUGAAGAACUGCUCUGGCCUGGAAGACCCAACUUUUGGCUACUCUACUGGACAGCCUUGCAUCCUUCUAAAGAUGAACCGGAUUGUUGGCUUUCGUCCUGAGCGUGGAGACCCUGUGAAGGUUUCCUGCAAAGUUCAGAGAGGUGAUGAAAACGACAUCCGAUCCAUCAAUUACUACCCAGAGUCGGCUUCUUUUGACCUCCGCUACUACCCUUACUAUGGCAAACUGACUCAUGUUAACUACACCUCCCCGCUGGUGGCGAUGCACUUCACAGAUGUAGUGAAGAACCAGGCGGUGCCCGUGCAGUGCCAGCUGAAGGGCAAGGGCAUCAUAAAUGACGUCAUCAAUGAUCGUUUUGUGGGAGAUCUCAUUCAAGUCCUUGGUUGUUAAGUACCAUCGAUUUCUUCCCUGUGCUCCAAAUCUGUAUAUCCCAGAAGGCCUGCUUGAUAUCUCUAGUCUGGUCACUAAAAGACAUCACAAACCACAUCUCUGAAACAACUGCUCAAACUUUAAAACUAGGGGUCAUCCUUGUCUCCUUUCUUUCCUCUCAAUCUUUACAAUCCCCAUCCAAACAAUCUAUAAUAUCUGUCAAUUUUACUUUCAAAAAGUGACUCUAUAUGUGUUCAAUAGCUACAUGUUAAGGGAACAAAAAUGUAUGGAUCUUAAGUUUAAGAGAGAUGUCUA
This is a messenger RNA of Cervus elaphus (red deer), 1704 nucleotides long. RefSeq names its product ATPase Na+/K+ transporting family member beta 4 (gene ATP1B4). The record is from RefSeq and is a predicted model, not a curated record. The transcript has 9 exons. The coding region runs from base 349 to 1410 and encodes 353 amino acids. Gene Ontology annotation, biological process: potassium ion transport; regulation of DNA-templated transcription; sodium ion transport. Gene Ontology annotation, cellular component: sodium:potassium-exchanging ATPase complex; nuclear inner membrane. Lineage: Eukaryota; Metazoa; Chordata; Mammalia; Artiodactyla; Cervidae.